GUUUUGAGUUGGCUACCAACGCGAGCGGGUCAUUCUCUCAUAUCGACAAUAAACUUUCGAAACUCACAAGAUAGUUGUUUAAGGGAUUUUUUUUUUAGUUUAAGAAACGAUAAGCAUAUUUUUAUUACAAAAAAAAACAAUAAAAAAACGGAUUAAUUCAAAAAAUUAUUAAAAAAAAAAUUUUAAACAAAUAAAAAAAACAUAUAUUCAUUUGAAUAAAAAUUAUUAUUCAAAAUGAUGGAGUACGGUAUGGAAAACGGCUCCAUGGGCUAUGGGGACGGAUAUAUGGAGCAAGAAGAAGAAUGGGAGCGUGAAGGAUUAUUGGAUCCAGCAUGGGAGAAACAACAAAAGAAGACAUUUACUGCCUGGUGCAACAGCCAUUUACGUAAAGCUGGCACCGCUAUUGAUAAUAUUGAAGAAGAUUUUCGUAAUGGCCUUAAACUUAUGUUAUUAUUAGAAGUUAUUUCUGGUGAAACAUUACCAAAACCAGAUCGCGGCAAAAUGCGUUUCCAUAAAAUUGCUAAUGUAAAUAAAGCAUUAGAUUUCAUUGCAUCAAAGGGCGUACGUUUAGUAUCAAUUGGUGCUGAAGAAAUUGUUGAUGGCAAUUUAAAAAUGACAUUAGGUAUGAUCUGGACAAUUAUCUUACGUUUCGCUAUUCAAGAUAUAUCAGUCGAAGAGAUGACCGCUAAAGAAGGUUUGCUAUUAUGGUGUCAACGUAAAACAGCGCCAUAUAAAAAUGUUAAUGUGCAAAACUUCCACUUAUCUUUCAAGGAUGGUCUUGCAUUCUGCGCUCUUAUCCAUCGUCAUAGACCAGAUUUGAUCGAUUAUGCCAAACUCUCCAAAGAUAAUCCGUUAGAGAACUUGAAUACUGCCUUUGAUGUAGCUGAAAAAUAUUUGGAUAUUCCAAGAAUGUUAGAUCCAGAUGAUUUGAUCAACACACCAAAACCGGAUGAAAGGGCUAUUAUGACAUAUGUAUCAUGUUAUUACCAUGCUUUUCAAGGAGCGCAACAGGUUGGAAAACCAAUGCGUGUCCCCGUUCCCCAAAGAAUUUCUUCUGAUAAUUAUAAAAAUUUACAUGCCCAGAAUGUGUCUAAACAAUUAUACGACAAUUAUCAUUUACAGUAUUUCAAAAAACAUGCUGAGACAGCUGCUAAUCGUAUUUGCAAAGUUCUUAAAGUUAAUCAAGAAAAUGAACGCCUUAUGGAAGAGUAUGAACGUCUAGCAAGCGAUUUACUUGAUUGGAUUCGUCGCACAAUGCCAUGGUUAAAUUCCCGUCAAGCUGAUAAUUCACUAGCUGGUGUGCAAAAGAAAUUAGAAGAAUAUCGUACUUAUCGUCGUAAGCAUAAACCACCACGUGUUGAACAAAAAGCAAAACUCGAAACAAAUUUCAACACAUUACAAACAAAAUUACGUUUGUCAAAUCGUCCAGCAUAUUUACCAACUGAAGGUAAAACUGUAGCUGAUAUUUCAAAUGCUUGGAAAGGUUUGGAAUUAGCUGAAAAAGCAUUUGAAGAAUGGCUAUUAGCUGAAACAAUGCGUUUAGAACGUUUAGAUCAUUUGGCACAGAAAUUCAAGCACAAGUGCGAUACUCAUGAAGAUUGGACGCGUGGUAAAGAAGAAAUGCUUCAAUCUCAAGACUUCCGCCAAUGUAAGUUAAAUGACUUGAAAGCAUUGAAGAAGAAGCACGAAGCUUUUGAAUCAGAUUUAGCUGCACAUCAAGAUCGUGUUGAACAAAUUGCUGCCAUAGCUCAAGAGUUGAAUACUCUUGAAUACCACGAUUGUAUUUCGGUUAACGCCCGUUGCCAACGUAUAUGUGAUCAAUGGGAUCGUUUAGGCGCUUUAACACAACGUCGUCGUCAAGCAUUAGACGAAGCUGAACGUAUUCUUGAGAAAAUUGAUAUUCUUCAUCUUGAAUUUGCUAAACGUGCAGCUCCAUUCAAUAAUUGGUUGGAUGGUACACGUGAAGAUUUAGUUGAUAUGUUCAUUGUACAUACAAUGGAAGAAAUUCAAGGCUUGAUUCAAGCACAUGAUCAAUUUAAAGCAACGUUAGGUGAAGCCGAUAAGGAAUAUAAUUUAAUUGUUGGCUUAGUACGUGAAGUUGAAUCAAUUGUUAAUCAACAUCAAAUACCUGGUGGUCUUGAAAAUCCUUACACAACAUUAAAUGCACAUCAAUUAUCACAUAAAUGGACUGAAGUACGUCAAUUGGUACCACAACGUGAUCAAACAUUAGCAGCUGAAUUACGUAAACAACAAAAUAAUGAAAUGUUAAGACGUCAAUUUGCUGAUAAAGCAAAUUCAGUUGGUCCAUGGAUUGAAAGACAAAUGGAUGCUGUUACUGCCAUUGGUAUGGGAUUACAAGGUUCAUUAGAAGAUCAAUUACAUCGUCUAAGAGAAUAUGAACAAGCUGUGUAUGCUUAUAAACCACAUAUUGAAGAAUUAGAAAAGAUCCAUCAAGCUGUGCAAGAAUCAAUGAUAUUCGAAAAUCGUUACACAAAUUAUACAAUGGAAACAUUACGUGUUGGAUGGGAGCAGUUAUUAACAUCAAUCAAUCGUAAUAUUAAUGAAGUUGAAAAUCAAAUUUUGACGCGUGAUUCAAAGGGAAUAACACAAGAUCAAUUAAAUGAAUUCCGUUCAAGUUUCAAUCACUUUGAUAAGAAUCGUUUGGGUCGCUUGACACCAGAAGAAUUUAAAUCAUGUUUAGUAUCAUUGGGUUAUUCAAUUGGAAAAGAUCGUCAAGGUGAAAUGGACUUCCAAAGAAUUUUAGCUGUUGUUGACCCAAAUAAUACUGGUUAUGUACACUUUGAUGCUUUCUUAGAUUUUAUGACAAGAGAAAGCACCGAUACUGAUACGGCUGAGCAAGUAAUUGAUUCAUUUAGAAUUUUGGCCUCUGAUAAGCCAUACAUUUUACCCGAUGAACUUAGACGUGAAUUGCCACCAGAUCAAGCUGAAUAUUGCAUCCAAAGAAUGCCACCAUACAAAGGUCCCAAUGGUGUACCUGGUGCUCUUGAUUAUAUGUCUUUUAGUACAGCCCUUUAUGGUGAAAGUGAUUUGUAAACAAAUGUUAUAUAAUAAAAAAUAAGAAUAAUAAUCCUAUAAAGUAAUAAUAUUAAAAAAAUUAUUUAUAUAAAAUAAAUUAAAAAUACAACUUACAAUAAUUAUUUGAAGAAUUGUAAUUAAUUUUUUUUUUAAUUUUUAGAAAAAAUUGAAAUACAAUUGGAAAAUUGAAAAUGUAGUUAAAAAACAAAACACAUUUAAAACACGAAUUAUUUAAAUUAUUUUUUGGAUUAACAGUUUAUCUUUUUUUAACUACAAAACUAAACUAAAGCAGAGGAAACAAAACAUAUUAUGAAAAUUUAAGUAAAAGCAGUUUUUUUAUAAAUCACUUUUAAAAUAGUAUGAAAAUGAAUAUAUUAAUUAAUUUAUUUAUGAAAAGAUUUUUUUUUAAAUAACAUUUACAUUAUAUUUUUAGUUCGCCACUCUUUAAAUUUUUUUUUCAUUAAUUUUAUUUUUAUUAUUUAACAUUAAUAAAUUAAAAACCAUAAUAAUUAAAAAGAUAUAUAAUAAUAAAUAAAAAUUAAUUAAAAAAAAACAACAAAACAAUAGAAAAUAAAAUGAAAAAAAAUCGAA
Molecule: messenger RNA, 3627 nt
Organism: Condylostylus longicornis
Lineage: Eukaryota; Metazoa; Arthropoda; Insecta; Diptera; Dolichopodidae
Gene: Actn
Product: alpha-actinin, sarcomeric
Exons: 10
Coding region: 235-3054 (939 amino acids)
Biological process (GO): muscle cell development; actin cytoskeleton organization
Cellular component (GO): Z disc; cell projection; plasma membrane
Molecular function (GO): actin filament binding; calcium ion binding
Source: RefSeq, a predicted model, not a curated record